CAAAUGUCGUGGCGCGACGAUCGCCGUGGGACGACGCCGCCUUCCAACGGGACACCCGUACGAAAGAUCAAUGGCCCCCUGGGAGACUUGUGGAAGAAGAGGAAUAAACCCAACCAACCGCAACACGAACGAAGCCACCCUUAUAGCGAUGCGCUGGGUAUGGAAGAACACACCGUGUUUGAGCACGGGCCAUGGAUCGACAUGUGUCGUCACGUGGGCAUGGCCGUCACCGAAGGCCAAGUGAACGGCGGGGUGGACUUGGGCCGACUGCCCAUCAACACGGAGCAAGUGUCGGCGGGGUAUCAAUCGACGGGAGUGAUCGAACAAGAUUUCUUGCUUUUGAUUCGGUCUAGCAGGUACGUGGACGAGGAGAUCGUGGCAACGUUCCACGAUCCGUUGGGCUGCAUUGACGGGUACUUUCACCGCGAUGUCGUCGACGCUGUGGGCGCCGCCUUAGUCAAGAACGCGGCCGUUCUUCUACGCAACGUACACCCAACCCUCUCGACCCGAGAAUGCACUUCAUCCUAAUAUCUACACCAUGGCCGGUGGACGUAUAUAUGUAUGUACAUAGGUGACAGUGUUUAUGCCAGUGGAACGACGGCAGCAGUACCUCAACAUUUGCCGGAGCAAUGUCGUUCGAGUCUUCCCUUCGACUUCCGAACAUGCCGACGACGUCGCUGUUUUCAACGCCAACCAAGCGGCGACACUCGAGCGCGGUACCUUUGUCUUAGAAGAUCCGGCAGGGGAAGCCACGACGUCAGCGGACCUGGUGGCGAUGACCCAGCGUCAUGUGAUCCAUCAAAGCCAUGCACAGCGAGCGCCGCCAUCGACUGCUUCCAAGGGCAAACACAAAUGGGCUUGGAAAUCGUUUGUCCCCAAGACGAAGAAAAAGCCGACGCAGCACCUACAGGAGGACCACGAGUCCAAUCCACAACCCUCCCCCUCAACCUCUGAGAGCCCCCGCAGUCCCCCAGUACCAGCCCCAGCCAAACAACCUCGACGCAUGCCCACCUUAGCACCUCCUGCAAACCAAGCAAUCUCCAUGCCUUCCACGGCGUCACAUUUCUCCAUCCCGCCAGUUCACCCAUCGAGUCUCCCCAUUGAAUCCCGUUCGUCCACAUCCAAGAUGACUCCAGAUGCCCUGUCCUUGGCAGUGGACCAAGUUUUGAACGACGACGACUGGUGACCAUUGAAUAAUAAAUAUACUACAUACGACCAACGACUACCGAUCUUGCAAUUCUUGGGAUUCUAGACCAUUGGGAUUAGAAGA
Molecule: messenger RNA, 1270 nt
Organism: Aphanomyces astaci
Lineage: Eukaryota; Oomycota; Saprolegniomycetes; Saprolegniales; Verrucalvaceae
Exons: 5
Coding region: 584-1186 (200 amino acids)
Source: RefSeq, a predicted model, not a curated record